CUUUUCCAUUCUUCAUUAGUCCUCCCAAAAUCCUUCCCAAUUUCAUUCUUUAAUCGCCAAUUGUCUUUACGGGCUUAACAUUCACGUCAUUCUGCUCAACUAAACUACGAAGCCUGCCGUUUUUUAUUUCCUCCAUUUUUUUUUACUCAACUGCAAUAGAAAACACUUUGUACUAUGAGUCUUCAGGUCAAUUUUACAACACAUAGCCAUGAGCUCAGAGCCGCAUAUGAGGCCGUUUUGCGGCCCGCAGACCCUAAGAAUGGCGACAAUUGGGCCAUGUUUGGUUAUGACAAGGGUACCAAUGACCUGAAGGUGCUUGGCCGUGGUAGCGGCGGGCUUGAGGAGCUGCAGGACGAGUUUAUGGAUGGCAAGAUGCAAUAUGCCUUCGUCAGGAUUGUUGAUCCUUACUCUCAGCUCAACAAAUUUGUCCUCAUUGCCUGGUGUGGCGAAGGAGUCCCUGAAUCCAAGAAAGGUCUUUUCAACACACAUCUUGCCGACGUUGCUCAGUUCUUGAAGGGUUAUCACUUGCAGAUCAACGCUCGCUGUGAUGCUGAUGUUACCCCAGCACAGAUCAUGAAGAGAGCUGAGGAGGGUUCAGGCUCAAAGUAUUCCACCCACAAAGAGGAAUAUCAGCAUGAGAAGAUUCAGCCCCUACAGUCUGCAUAUAAGAAGACUCAGAUUCCGGAUAUUGCGGCUAUGCAGCGCACUUCCACGAAGCCUGAACCUGCACCUAAGUAUGGCAUUGGUACCUCAAAGCCGUUGGUCAGUACUCCCCCUUCGUCAGCGGCACUUUCAUCUCUUUCUGCAUCUUCCCCUUCUCCAAAGCCUGCUCCUCUUGUUCCAUCCAAGCUUCAAGGUCGUGUCUGGCCACCUCCAGCAUCCUCGCCCUCAUCUUCAUCUACGACUUCGCCUAAUAUCGCAUCACCUCCCUCUUCAGCCUCUGUUGUUGUAGGAAAAUCAUGGAGUACAUCUGGAGGUGGGUCAUCUUACUCUGCUUCUACAGCAACGUCUUUUAACAAGGUGCAGCCACCUAGCUCAUUGACUUCAUAUGGUGAUUCGAAGCCAGAGCCAUUUGUCAACAAAGCUCAUCAACUCCGUCUAGAGCGUGAGGCCCGCGAGAAAGAAGAACGUGAGAGGAUCAAGCGUGAAAUAGCAGCUAGUGAAGCGCGUGAGAGACAGGCUGAAAGCACCUCUACAGCUCAAAAAUUAACAGAGGAGAGGCGUCUUCAGGAACAGCGAGAGAGAGAGCAAGAAAAGGAACGCGAGCUUGCUCAAGGAGCAUCAUCGUCUAUCCAAAGCAGCAGAAGCGCUGUAGAUGACCGACCUGCGGACUUUAAUCGUAUACGUGAGGAACGACUUGCACGUGAAAAGGAGGAACGAGAGAGGGCCGAAGUCGAGGACGCGGCGCGCGCAGCACGUGAGGCAGCCAAAGCAAGGGAGCAAGAUGCUAUACGGGAACAGGCUCUUGCAAGAGAAGAGGAGCAGAGAAGGCUGUUAGAGCAGCGGCAGCAACAGCAGAAACGCGAGUCCGAGUUGAAUGAAGCAGAAAGACAAAAAGCCAGAGAGGCAGAAGAACAAAAAGCCAGAGAGGUUGAGGAACUAAGGACUAGAGAGGCUGAAGAGCACCGCCGAAUGCAAGAAGAAGAGGAACAUCGCCAAAGGCAGCAAGAAGAGGCUCGUCGUCGCCAUGAAGAAGAAGAAGAAGAAAGACAGUUGAAUCAACAUCAGGAUGAAGAGGAAGAUCGUCGGCGUCAGUUUGAACAUGAGCAAGAAGAGAAGCAUUGGAGAGAGGAAGCCGAAGAACAAGAGCGACGCUUGCAGGAACAAGUCAGUGCUGCAACUACCCAAUCUGUAGCUCUUGGGGCUGAUGCACUUUUGGCUUCAGCAGACCAUCCAGAGCUUGCGACCGUUGGUUCAGUUUCUGCUAUUGUCCUUUACUCAUAUGACAAAGCUGAAGAGAACGAGAUGACGUUGUAUGAGGGAGAGAUAAUCAGGAAUGUCAUGGAGCUAGACGUCGGCUGGUGGAGCGGCGAGAGCGAGGAUGGCACCCGUUCAGGACUCUUCCCAUCCAACUAUGUCGAAAUUAUUGACCAGAGUCAUGGCCAAGGGAUGGCUACUGCUGGUGCGGCAGCUACGAAUGAGCAAAGGCAGGAAUCGGAAUAUGAACAUUAUGCACAACAGCAUGCUGCUGUUGCCGCUGCUCCUGACCACCAUGAUACCUCUGCAAGUGCUCUCGGCCGUAAGCCUUCUGCUGUAGCCCUUUAUGACUAUCAAGCAGGGGAGCCUAAUGAGAUUUCAUUCUCUGAGGGUGACACUAUCAAUGAGAUUGAAUUCGUUACUGAAGACUGGUGGAGUGGCAAGAAUGGGAGCGGCAUCAUUGGAUUAUUUCCAGCCAACUAUGUGGAGCUUAUUUCUCAAUAAUUAUAAACUCAUAGUGAC
This is a messenger RNA of Lobosporangium transversale, 2439 nucleotides long. RefSeq lists its product as hypothetical. Bases 175 to 2421 code for a protein of 748 amino acids. Gene Ontology annotation, cellular component: plasma membrane; actin filament; site of polarized growth. Gene Ontology annotation, molecular function: actin filament binding. Gene Ontology annotation, biological process: regulation of actin filament polymerization. Lineage: Eukaryota; Fungi; Mortierellomycota; Mortierellomycetes; Mortierellales; Mortierellaceae. The transcript has 6 exons. The record is from RefSeq and is a predicted model, not a curated record.